Histoplasma mississippiense is the source of this 984-nucleotide messenger RNA. RefSeq lists its product with no specific name. Gene Ontology annotation, molecular function: RNA polymerase II cis-regulatory region sequence-specific DNA binding; DNA-binding transcription factor activity, RNA polymerase II-specific. Bases 1 to 984 code for a protein of 327 amino acids. Gene Ontology annotation, biological process: regulation of transcription by RNA polymerase II. The record is from RefSeq and is a predicted model, not a curated record. The transcript is spliced from 3 exons. Gene Ontology annotation, cellular component: CCAAT-binding factor complex. NCBI's taxonomy places the organism in Eukaryota, Fungi, Ascomycota, Eurotiomycetes, Onygenales, Ajellomycetaceae.
AUGGCCACUGCCGCUGCCUCGGGUCAUCAGUUCUACCAACCGUUGCAUCAAGACUCAAUGGGAGGUGGAAUGCCACCAGGCGCUCGGGGUUCACCAAGGUUACCAUCUUCUCAGGUGAAAAAUGAACGACAUCCAAGAUCGCCACCCCAAGUACCUGGCCAAAUGGCACCGCUCUCCAACCAAGUGCAAAUGCCGCAAAACGCGUCGAUACAACAGCAACAACAACCAUCAUCACAACAACAGUCACAACAACAGCAACAACAGCAGCAGCAGCAGCAGCAACAGCAGCAACAACGUCGCAUGAGCCAACAGAUCAGCAGCCCCCAUGUACAAAACGCCCAACCCGCCCUCAACCAUAGCCACAACCACACCAUGCAACGACCCCCACCGGGCCCCUCACCCAUGUCCGCCCCGCCUCAACAUCCUCAGCAUCCUCAACACCCGCAACAUGCGCAACAUGCGCAGCACCCCCCACCGCCACAACAGCAACAGCAACAGCAACCCCCCCAACCUUCCCAAGACCUCGUCACCACAACCUCCACCUCUGCUCCUUCCGCCCCACCCGCUGAAGAAUCACCUCUUUAUGUCAAUGCCAAGCAAUUCCACCGCAUCCUCAAGCGGCGCGUCGCGCGACAAAAGCUUGAAGACCAACUUCGCCUCACCUCCAAGGGCCGCAAGCCCUACCUCCACGAGUCACGACACAACCACGCCAUGCGCCGGGCCGCGCGGGCCAGUGGCCGAUUCCUGACAGCCGAGGAAGUAGCGCAGAUGGAGAAGAACGCCGCGCUAGGCGUUACUGGGAUUGAGAAUGUGCCGAAUCAUGGAAAUAAUAACAAUAAUAAGAACAAUAACUCCUCUGGUCUUACGCCGCGUGCUGUUUUUAUGCGGUUCGGCUCAAGAAUGUCUCGCUUGCCUACAAACUACUACAUGUUUAUGCCCUCUCUUGAGGUUCGACCGUUUAUCAAUGCCCUUGGGGAAUUGUGA